UGGAAGAUGAUGACAUUGUAAUUGCGGUUUUAUACAAUGGAACAUUGGUACAAAAUGAUAGUGGUGAUUGGGAAUAUCGAAAUGGUAAAAAUAAAAGUUGGAUCCUACAGAAAUACGAUGUGAUAGGGAUGUGAAAUGCUUUCUUCAAGAAGUGAGGAAUGGAGGGAUGACAAUGAUGCGGCCUCCAUUGUAUGUUGAGGUGAUUUCAAAAGUUGAACAUGUAUGUAGAAAUGUUCAUCAAACAGCAUUUGCUUCGGAUAGUGGGAGUAAUCUUCAUUCUUUUUCUUGUCCUCCAAUUGGCGGUCGUCUACCACAAGCUUCCGGUACUGAACCAAUUCAGGCUACAUCUCAGGAAAUUAUGGUUCAAAAAACUCAGUUUAGAGAUCAAGUUGAUGUUCGUGGGGGGGCCUGGACAUCAUUUAACAUUCACGAAGGAGUUGAUGUUGGAGGUGACUAUGCUGAACGGUUUCCUAACGACGAGGAGUAUGAGCAGUUGCAUCAUAUUGAUCAUGAUGAGAAUUACAAUGCAGCAGGGGAUGAUGUUGGUCAUAAUGAUGUAGAUUUUGAUCAUGAGUUGCCGGAUAAUGAUAAUGAUAUGCAUCCUGAAAUGAACAAUGAAGAAGUUGAUGAUGUUAGGGUUCAUCGUGCUACAAGUGACCACAUAUCAUCGAGCAACAGAAGUGGUUCUAUGGCCAUAUUUUCGUCAAAGUUCACUGGCUGUGAGAGCAUAGUAGUUGGACAAUUAUUUCGCAACAAACGUGACCUACAGAAUAAACUGAGUAUCUAUUGCAUGCGAGAAAAUAAGGAGUUCAAGGUGACACGAUCAACUACACAACGGUAUGAGGUUGUAUGCUUGGAAAAUACUUGUAAAUGGCGACUACGUGCAACCACAUUUAAAAAUGGAGAAAUAUUUGUUGUGAGAAUUUUUGAUAAUGUACACAGUUGCUCGUUAGAUAUCGUGCAUCGAGAACACAAGCAAGCCAGUAGUCGGGUUAUCGGGCAAUGUAUCAAAUCUAAAUAUGAAGGUAUUGCACGUGUUUACAAACCCAAAGAAAUUCAACAUGAUUUUUUGCAGAAAUAUGGGGUGAAUAUAAGUUACAACAAAGCAUGGAGAGGUAAAGAGUAUGCACUUAACAGUGUUAGGGGAUCUCCAGAGGAGAAUUUUGCUAAGUUACCUGCCUACUGUUUUGAGUUAGUGUCGAAGAACCCUGGGACUGUUACACGUAUCAAAACAGACGAUAAUAACAAUUUUGUAUAUUUCUUUAUGGCGAUUGGAGCAAGCAUUAGGGGAUUUAAAUCCCACAUAAGAUCCGUAUUGGCUGUUGAUGCAACUACAUUGAAAGGGAAAUACAAAGGGUACAUGUAUAUUGCAUCGGGCAUGGAUGGCAAUAAGCAAAUAUAUCCUUUGGCUUUCGGCAUUGGAGAUGGAGAGAACGAGCAAGCAUAUACAUGGUUUUCCCAAAACCUGAAGGAUGCCAUCGGAGAUUUUCCAGAUUUGGUGUUUGUGAGUGAUAGACACCCCGCUAUUGAAAGGGUAUUACGCAAAGUUGAUUUUCCUUACUAUUAACUUAUAUAAUCUAUUAGAAAUUGAUUUUCCAAGUGGAGGAAAUUAGUUUCUAAUAGGAGUAAAAAUUAUUCAACGAUUUCCGCUUGGAGGAAAUGUUUUCCAACAGGAGGAAAACUAUUUCCGCUUGGAGGAAAAUUUUUCCGCUUGGAGGAAAACUAUUUCCGCUUGGAGGAAUUAGUGACCUUUCGCUUUCCGCCAAAAUACGUGUCACUAAUACGAGUAGAGAUGUUAACCUGCCUAUUGGGUUCGUAACCAAACCGUAGACCUGUAAUUAUGGUGAAGUCCCUCUGUGUAAAUCUAGCACCACGCCCUCCAAAAUUGAAUACCAUAGAGUCCUUGUCUUCGCAAACACAUUGCCUAUACAGCAUGCUGUUGACGAUGUGGCCACUAAAUUGUAUCUCGUUGGCCUUCAAAAAGUGGCCAAAACAGCUAUCCUCAAACUUCUUUAUUUGGGCUGGAGUCAGUUUGAACUUAAUAUCCGACACGGCUUUCCAGAAGUUCGAUCUACAAUUAACCUUUACCCUCGAUAUCUCCGAGUCCCAAAACCUUCGUUGGUAAUCUGAAUCCAUUUAUCUGCAAAUCAAAUACAACAAAACAUAACAGAUGGAGGAAACAUUUUUUCCGACACGAGAAAAGCCUGAAGGACAAUUUUUCCGCCUGGAGGAAAAAAUUUUCCGCCUGGAGGAAAAGGUUUUCCGCCUGGAGGAAAUUUUUUCCUCCAGAAGUAAAAAAAUUCCCGCCAGGAGGAAAAAAAGAGAAAAUAUUUUCCUCGGGGUGGAAAAUUUUCCAGAACCAAAAUAACAUACACCUAACGGGAUUUUCAAACCAGCGCAUAAUACAUUAUACAUUAGUAGUGUACAUUAUACAUUGCUUCGUAAAGAUAACCUAUAGAUAUAUUAUGGUUUCACAUUCAAACCUCCCAUUAAAUUCAAACAAAAACACAAGUUCACAAUAGUUUUAAUUUCACAUUUCACAUUCUAACCAUGCAACACAAACAUUUCUGACUCACAUGCAUAUACAAGAGAACCUAACCAUCUUAGACACAUAAACAGGGUUAUAUGAUAAAGAAUAAAUAAACUGACUCACAUCCUUAAGAAUAGGAGCAGGAAGGCAGCAUAUGUAUUGACCAUCUGGAUGUCUUUCACAGCGUUGUUCUUCACCAGAAUUCAAUUUAGAGUAGCGUAAGAAAGACGGUGGGAAAGGCAAUGUUGGAGAAGCUAGGCUUAAUAUAUAUUUUGUUCCAAAGGCAAAUUUCAGAGCCGACAAGUCACGUGACAAGGCACACUCCGAUUGAUUUAUUUUUAUGGGAACCUCCGAUUGAUUUAUUUCU
This is a messenger RNA of Ziziphus jujuba (common jujube), 2897 nucleotides long. RefSeq lists its product as uncharacterized. The record is from RefSeq and is a predicted model, not a curated record. The transcript has 2 exons. Lineage: Eukaryota; Viridiplantae; Streptophyta; Magnoliopsida; Rosales; Rhamnaceae. Bases 167 to 1567 code for a protein of 466 amino acids.